GUCAUAAUGAAUGCGCCGCAGCUCCGCCGUCUGUUGUGAUUCGGCUGAUUAAAGAUCUGCUCCUCCAUAACACACAACGGGCAUGAUUAACCUCUGCUGUGAAGCCUCUCCCACAGCAAUUCACCAAAAAAUGCUGUGAUUAUUUCCAUCAUCCUUCAAGUGAAGAAAUUAAGGUGGUAUAUAAAGAGGAACCACUACAAGUGUAACCACUGAAGUCUUACUAUUGACAUACUAUUGCAAAAAUGUUUGUUUAAGAGGAGUUUAAAGAGGAGAGUGAAGACAUGAGUGAUCCAGAGCCACACCGAAUGAAAAAUGAAGAUACUGAGGAACAAAGAGACUUCAUAGAAGUAAAAGAAGAAUGUCAUCUGAAUGACAUAGAGGAGAAACACCAUCCGUAUCAUCAAAGAACUAGAGGCAACUAUUAUUUUACCUGCUGUCUUUGUGGAAAGAGUUUUACACAAAAAGGAGACCUUAAGCGUCACAUCAGAAUUCAUACUGGAGAGAAACCUUACACAUGCUCUCAAUGUGGCAGGAGUUUCAGAGAGAGCGGAGUCUUUAAAUGUCACAUGAGAGUUCACACUGGAGAGAAGCCUUUCACAUGCCUUCAGUGUGGAAAGACCUUUACACAGAGAGGACAGCUUGACGGUCACAUGAAAAUUCACACUGGAGAAAAGCCCUUCCCCUGCCCUCAAUGUGGAAAGAGUUUCAGAGAAAAGGGAAAUCUUAAGCGUCACAUGAGAAUUCACACUGGAGAGAAGCCUUACACAUGCUCUCAGUGUGGAAAGAGUUUCAAACAAGCAGGCAAUCUCACACUUCAUCUGCAGUCUCACUCUGGAUUAAGGCCAUUUAACUGUGAUCAGUGUGGCAAGACAUUUACGCAGACAUCACAUCUAAAGUUACACCUGACAACUCAUACUAAUGAGAAGCCUUACGUGUGUUCUUUUUGUGGAAAGAGUUUCUCUUACUCAGGUCACCUGAAAGCACAUGAGAGAGUGCAUACUGGAGAGAAGCCAUACCACUGCACUUCAUGUGAGAAGAGUUUCAGCCAGUCAAGUAAUCUAAAGACUCAUUUAAAAAAGGGUUGUCCAAAAUUGUCAUUGGGAGCUGUAUCUGAUCCUCCAUACCACACAGUGAUCGUAAUUCAAGCCUGCAGAACAACUCCAAGUGUAAUCACUGAAGCCUACUGGCAAACUAUUGCAAAAAUGAAGUUUGUUAAAGAGGAGUUUAAGGAGGAGAGUGAAGACAUGAGUCAUCCAGAGCCACACAGAAAUAAAAAUGAAGAUACUGAGGAACAAAAAGACUUAAUAAAAAUAAAAGAAGAAAGUCAAGAACUGAAUGACGUGGAGGAGAAAUACCAUCAGUAUCAUACAUUUGAGAAUUUCAUGACUGGUGGAGAAUCAUUUAGUGGCUCAAAGACUGAAAAGAAUUUCUCACUGAAAAGAUCUCAAAGAGUAAGAGCCAAAAAUUACUUCACCUGCUGUCACUGUGGAAAGAGUUUCAUAAAAAAAAGAAACUUUAACACUCACUUAACAAUUCACUCUGGAGAGAAGCCCUUCCCCUGCCAUCAAUGUGGUAAGAGUUUCAAAGAUAAAGGAAAUCUUCAGCGUCACGUAAGAAUUCACACUGGAGAGAAACCUUUCAAAUGUCUUCAGUGUAGAAAGAGUUUCACACAAGCAGGCCAUCUCACAGUUCAUCUGCAGUAUCACUCUGGAUUAAGGCAAUUUAACUGUGAACAGUGUGGCAAGAAAUUUACGCGGAAAUCACAUCUAAUGGUACACAUGACAACUCAUACUAAUGAGAAGCCUUGCGUGUGUUCUUUUUGUGGAAAGAGUUUUUCUCACUCAGGACACCUGAAAACACAUGAGAGAGUGCAUACUGGAGAGAAGCCAUACCACUGCACUUCAUGUGGGAAAAGUUUCACAAAGAGAGGAAAUCUAGAUGUUCACAUGAAAAUUCACACUGGACAGAAGCCCUUCCCCUGCCAUCAGUGUGGAAAGAGUUUCAGAGAGAAAGGAGGUCUUCAGCGUCACAUGAGAAUUCACACUGGAGAGAAGCCUUUCACUUGUUCUCAAUGUGGAAAGAGUUUCACACAAGUAGGCCAUCUCACAAUUCAUCUGCAAUAUCACUCUGGAUUAAGACCAUUUAACUGUGAUCAGUGUGGAAAGAAAUUUAUGCGUGCAUCACAUCUAAAGGUACACAUGACAACACACACAAAUGAGAAACCUUACGUGUGUUCUUUUUGUGGAAAAAGUUUUGCUCGCUCAGGUCACCUGAAAGUACAUGAGAGAGUGCAUACUGGAGAGAAGCCAUACCACUGCACUUCAUGUGAGAAGAGUUUCAGCCAAUCACGUAGUCUAAAGACUCAUUUAAAAAAGUGUUGCCUUAAGUUAUCAUUGUGAGAAAAGUUACACUUAUGUAUUUAAUAACACAACUUCAGUCAGUUUACUAGAUCUGCUAUAGUUUGAAAGUCAUAAAUUCAUUUUAAAAACAUAAAAGAACAGGAAAAAUGCAUACAUUGCUAAUAAUUAUCUUCAUUUGUAUUUUUGUCUUUUUACAGUAAAAAUAUCUAAACAUUCUUUAAACAAGAUACAUUUACUUGACAAGAGAAAUGGCGUAAGAUAUUAAAUCUUCUUUUGGGAGAAAUCUAACUGAAUUCAGCGAGGUUGAAGUUUAAAAGAAGAAUUUGCCAAUGGGGUGAGAAAAAUAAACUUUUAAUUUAUUUUUCUUACCCCAUUGUCAGAUUUUUUUCUCUCUUGUUUUAAGCAUAAAUUUGACAAAAUGUGGUCAGAUUUCACUGAAAACAAGACUUAAUUUCUUUCGCCAUUUUGCUUGUUAACUAAAUAUUUCAUGUUUUAUAAAUGCUUAGAUAUUUUUAUUUAGAAACAAAACAAAAUAAUUAGAAAUAGUUACAAAAUAAACUAAUAAACUUUUUUUUUUGUUGUAGUGUAUAAAUGAUCAUAACCAUGUAUAACAGGUUAUGUAUAACAUUAGAAUGACAGAAAUACCUUCAGCAUUUUACAUAAAAAGAGUGAAAUCAAAUUGGGGUUCAAUUCAUGUAUUAUUCCUCUGUCACAAUUGAACUGAUGUUGAUCAACAUGAUACAUAAACCUUCUAAAAACAUCAAAUUAAGGCACUGUUUAUACCUGGCAUUAUUACACGGCACUCUGGAAUAAUCUUUUCUGAUUGGUCAAUGUCGCCAACAACCGCACAUCCGGGGAUUAAAACAUAUCAGACCGAUCAUUCGGCUAUUGAAAGUCAUCUUUCCUGCUUUUAGGAUCACUUUGUGUAAUCACCCUCUCAGGGUUUAUUUUGUGAUAACAACCGGAUGACUGUACAUUAUCCCUUACUUAACAUGCAUUUUGGUCAAUCCGGUAACAAGUGGUCAAAUGAGACACAUUAACGUUUACACCUGACUGUGUCUCCUUUGUCCACUUGUGAAUGCAUUUCUUAGAAGGGAGGGUGUAUGGGCAGGUCUCUGAUUGCUUCAUUACAUAUGUAAAAAGGUGAGUCAAAAACAACAUAGUGAAUGGUAAAGUGAAUGGAAAAGUAGACUAAGGAAAAGAUAGUAAUACAGCUGCUUUUAAUUUUGCUUUGAUAUCCGCAUGACCACGCAGAAUGUUUUGAGUGAUUGGUAUGAAUGUGAUUUAAUGAAAUAAAUAUACUGUCUGCAUGUGCUGUGUGCUGCAAAGUGAAUGUGUGAAGCCGCUCAUAUGCUGAAAACUCCACAUUUUAUGUGCAUCGCACGCUGUGCUUGUUGAAGUAAAAACAGAGCACUUAUUCACUGUGACAAGCGCAGCGCCUGCAGACUAUAUAUUUAUAUAAUUAAAUCACAAUAAUCACAUUGGCUCAUAUACAGGUGCAUCUCAAUAAAUUAGAAUGUCAUGGAAAAGUU
Molecule: messenger RNA, 3892 nt
Organism: Myxocyprinus asiaticus (Chinese sucker)
Lineage: Eukaryota; Metazoa; Chordata; Actinopteri; Cypriniformes; Catostomidae
Product: zinc finger protein 585A-like
Exons: 6
Coding region: 282-2399 (705 amino acids)
Biological process (GO): regulation of transcription by RNA polymerase II
Cellular component (GO): nucleus
Molecular function (GO): DNA-binding transcription activator activity, RNA polymerase II-specific; RNA polymerase II cis-regulatory region sequence-specific DNA binding
Source: RefSeq, a predicted model, not a curated record